Molecule: messenger RNA, 210 nt
Organism: Kwoniella mangroviensis CBS 8507
Lineage: Eukaryota; Fungi; Basidiomycota; Tremellomycetes; Tremellales; Cryptococcaceae
Exons: 2
Coding region: 1-210 (69 amino acids)
Source: RefSeq, a predicted model, not a curated record
AUGUCUCAGAACUACUCUACCAACAACAGUCAAGAUGAGUCGGACAAUCAAAUUUAUAUUUAUGUAGGAGUAACGGUAGGGGUGUUGGUUGUACUGGCUUUACCAUUAUUGUACAUUUUCUAUUUACGUCGAAAGGGCGAUGAUAGAAAGUUUUUGUGUUUCAAGGCGAAAUCGAAUAAGAGAAAGAAGGUUGGAUCGGGUGAGGCUUGA